AUGUGGUUGUUGGAUUGUUGCAUCAAUGGAUUUCUAAUAUGUGUCACAUUGCGAGUUAUAAAUAUUGGUCAAGCAACAAAUAUACCAUCACAAGUGAUUGAACUGAAUGAUAAAUUUCUUCAAGUCAAGAACGAUGGCCUCUGGUUUGUUGACUUUUAUGCUCCGUGGUGUGCACACUGCAAGCGCUUGACUCCAGUUUGGGAGCACGUUGGUCAUGCAUUAGCCGAUCGUCAAUCUCUUGUUCGGGUUGCUAAAUUGGAUUGCACUCGUUAUACGAACACUGCAUCGGCUUUGAAUAUUCGAGGAUAUCCGACGAUUAUUUUUUUUCGAAAUGGAAAAGAAAUGGUUUAUGAAGGUGAACGAAAAAAGGAAUCAAUCAUUGAUUUUGCAGUAAAAGCAGCUGGUCCCAUGGUUGGCAUCAUUGAGAAUGUUCAGCAGUUAUCGCAGAUGCGAAAGAAUUUGAAAGAGCCAUUUUUUGUGUAUGUGGAAGGAUACCAGGAUGCACAAUUUCCUGAAUUAUUUGAUAACUACAGCAGUAUUGCUGAAAUGUUGUUUUCGUCGACGCGAUUUUAUCGAGCGAAAAGAGAUGUGUUUCCAAAAGCCGUUUCAAUUUCUGAAAUUCCAUCAGUUCUCGUUUUCAAAGAUGGCGAAUACUUAACCUAUAACAGAGAAAGAGAAAGUUUAAGCGAUUGGAUUUACAGCGAACGCUGGUCUUUAAUACCACUUGUUGCCUCAACAAAUGUCAGGGAAGUUGGAAGAAUGCGAAUGCUGGUUUUGGCCAUCGUAAAUAUGGUUGAGAGGAGAAAUGGCACAACGCAAGUGGGAAAAUUCUUUUCGUUAGUCACUAAUGCAGCUCGAAUGGUUCGUAAAGAUACCUAUUUGUCGAAUAUUUUUCAAUUUGGUUGGCUGGAUGGUAAUGAAAUAGCAAAUAAUGUUGUUUUGGGUACUGUAAAUCAACCAGGUUUAUUAGUUUUCAACGUUACAAGUUAUGAAUAUUAUUCAAGCAGUGAUGCUGUAAGUGUUAUGACCGAAAAAAGUAUUAUUUCAUUCUUGGAACAGAUAGCAGCAGGUGAUGUACCACCACUUGGAGGACGUUCGAUAUCACAACGAAUCAAACGUCUUUGUUUUGAGCUUUUUACAAACAUAGCGGAAAUGUUCAAAGCACAACCCCUGCUAACACUAUGUUUACUUGGAGUGCCGUUAUCGUUCCUUUCAUUAAUAACUUAUUGCAUUUGCUCAACGGAUUUCUCAGUGGAUCGUGAUGAAAUUUAUCCGGAUGAAGAUGAUGACAGUUUUAUAUCAGAUGCCGAUAAUCACGAAAAGGAAGAGUAA
Molecule: messenger RNA, 1332 nt
Organism: Acanthocheilonema viteae
Lineage: Eukaryota; Metazoa; Nematoda; Chromadorea; Rhabditida; Onchocercidae
Source: the annotation of a GenBank genome assembly